Messenger RNA from Amborella trichopoda, 774 nucleotides. RefSeq names its product NAC domain-containing protein 35. NCBI's taxonomy places the organism in Eukaryota, Viridiplantae, Streptophyta, Magnoliopsida, Amborellales, Amborellaceae. Gene Ontology annotation, molecular function: DNA binding. Gene Ontology annotation, biological process: regulation of DNA-templated transcription. The record is from RefSeq and is a predicted model, not a curated record.
CCAAAACAACAGUCACCCGUCUCUCUCUCUCUCUAACAAAAAUUACACGAAAACUCUAGCAGAUAGAUGAGGUUGAUUGUUCUUAUCAUGUGUCCUCUCUUAACUGUAGAAUGCCCUUGAUUGAGAUUCUAGCUAUAAAUGAGAGGGGGAGGAGGAGAUGUUGGUAGUGAAGUAUCUGUGAGAUAUGAUGAUGAUGAUGAACAGUAUGAAUGACGCGGAGAAGGAAGGAGGAGAGGAGGUGUUGAUGCCAGGUUUCAGAUUUCACCCUACAGAGGAAGAGUUGGUAGAAUUCUACUUACGCCGUAAGGUCGAAGGCAAGAGGUUCAGUGUUGAACUCAUCACUUUCCUCGACCUCUACCGUUAUGAUCCAUGGGAACUUCCAGCACAUGCAGUGAUAGGUGAGAAGGAAUGGUUCUUUUAUGUGCCGAGGGACCGCAAGUAUCGGAAUGGCGACAGGCCGAACCGCGUAACGACAUCCGGCUACUGGAAGGCCACAGGUGCGGACCGCAUGAUCCGUGGUGAGAGGAGCAGCAGGCCGAUCGGUCUCAAGAAAACCCUUGUCUUCUAUUCGGGGAAGGCCCCCAAAGGCACCCGCAGCAGCUGGAUCAUGAAUGAGUACAGACUUCCCCAACAUGAAACCACUUCCGCUGAUCAUAAUCAUCAUAUAUUCCAAAAACAAAAGAUUUAUGAGAAAGUGAUAGUGGUGCAAGGUGCCAAAGAUGCUAGGAAUGGAACAAUAGAGCCAUUCAGUUAAGCACAAUAUUUAACAUUCAU